CCAGCGCGCGGGAUCGCGGCGGCGGAUCCCGGGAUUUUCUCUCUCCGGCCUGGCCUCGGCCUGGCUCGCCGGGAGUUGCCGGGAGGAGCUCCAGGAUGUGGAAGCUGGUGCCCGCCUCGGGAAAAGGAGAGCCUUAUCGGCUUUUAAAUGGUGUAGACUAUGUUGUUGGACGCAAGAACUGCACAAUUUUAAUUCAGGAUGACCAGUCUAUCAGUCGAAGUCACGCAGUUCUGACUGUAAGUCAGCCUGAAACAAGCCCUAGUCAAUCUCUCUCAGUACCUGUAUUAACAGUAAGGGAUACAUCUAAGUAUGGUACCUUUGUUAAUGGAUCAAAACUCAAUGGUACUUCAGUGUCUUUGCAGUCUGGUGACAGAAUCAACUUUGGUGUCUUUGAAAGCAAGUUUAGAGUGGAAUAUGAACCUUUGAUUGUCUGCUCUUCGUGUUUAGAUGUAGCUCAGAAAAAUGAUUUAAAUCAAGCUAUCCAGCAGCUCGGAGGCCUUGUAGUGAAUGAAUGGACUAAAGAAUGUACCCACCUUGUAAUGGUAUCAGUAAAAGUUACUGUUAAGACUAUAUGUGCUUUGAUUUGUGCUCGGCCAAUUAUAAAACCAGAGUUUUUUUCUGAAUUAAUCAGAGCUAUUCAGUCCAGGCAACAGUUGCCUAAUCAUGGAAGCUUUUAUCCUCCAGUUGAUGAGCCUUCCAUUGGCACUGAGAACCUUGAUUUAUCUGAGCACCAUGAGAGGAAAAAAAUAUUCAGUGGAAAAACUUUUAUAUUUCUAACUGCCAAGCAGCACAAGAAAUUGGGUCCAGCAGUUGCUCUUGGAGGAGGGGAAGUAAAGUUGGUGACAGAAGGAAGAAAAGAAAUGCCUUUACUACUGUCUCCUGAAGUCUGUGUAGUUGAUGUGGGUUUGACAAACUCUCAGGUCUCAGGAUCUGCCUCUAUGACAAACAGCGCUGAUUCCAUUCUGACUGUCUUGGAAAGCAAAAAUCUUAGGGCUAUUCCAGAGGCAGAAAUUGGAUUGGCAGUUAUCUUCAUGUCUACAGAAAAAUACUGCAACCCUCAAAAGCAGCCUGCCUCCAAAGCUGUACCUGAAAGUUCUCUUGCAUCAGCUGCCGUAGGCCGAGCCAUUUCCCAGAGUCUGGCUGUGGAUGAAACCAUAAUGCCAGCUGCUGCAGAUAGCAGCACCUUAUGCAUAGCUGAUACAGAAGAGCAGACAUGUAUGGAGAUAGAGGAUACUUCCCAGGUGCAUAGACAAAGGAAAAUGGCUUUCCACGGUAUAAGUGCUGUAAAGAAAAGCAGUGGCACAGGUGGCAGUGUAAACGCAGGAACAUCGAUACCCAGAGGGAACAGAACACCUGGGUUCAGUCAAAGAAGUCAGCCUGUCUCACCAUCUAAGAGCUCAGAAGCUGGCAAACCUUGUAUGAGUGCUUCGCGUCACCAGGCGAACUCAAUUACUAAUUACUUCCAGGUUUCUAGAAAAAGGGAAAGAGCUGAAGAAGAAGAAACCUCUGUACCCAAAUUAGCAAAAUCGGAGGAGUCAUCACCUCUUCCAAAGUGCACUGAAUCCACAACUUCCUCAGCCUGCAACAGUGAAGCAAAACAGCAUCAAAAGAAAAAUAGCAUCCUGGACCCAAACCUAAAUUUUGCAGGAGACAUGGGUAUGAAGCUUGUGAGGGAAAGUGUCAAACUAACAAGUGAUGGAACAGACACUAAAACCAGUUCUAGUGAAAAUCAUGCACCAAAGAAGAGAAAGGAAUUAGAUGAUUUAUCAGAAGAUGCAGAAGCAUUAGAAAUUGUGUUUGGAAGUGGAGAUGUAGACUGGGAAGAUCAAAUGGCAGAUCAUGACCAGGAAGCUCAAAGAAAUAAACGAAGAAAAUGUUUGGAAGCUAAAGGAAGCAGGAUUCAAGAAGUAAUUGUAAAUCAGCAAGAGGAGAAUAAAAUAUUGAAGGAAGAGGAACUUGGAUCAGUUCGAACUUCAGAAAUGAAAAGUAAUAUCAAGCAAGAGUCACAAGCCUUGGUAAGGAGCCAGCUAAUUAACCACAGCAAACUGGAAGAUGAUUCCAGCAAUCUUCCUAGCAGGCUUUUGUUGACAGAAUUUAGAUCGCUGGUUGUCAGCCAUCUAAGACAGAGCAGUCAUCUUCCUGGAAAUAUCAGCUAUGGGGGAAAGAAAAAUUUCAAAAUGUUCAAAAAGGUAGCUUACCCUGGGGCAGGACAACUUCCAUGCAUUAUUGGAGGAUCAGAUUUGAUUGCUUACAAUGCUAAAAAGAAUUCGGAGCUAGAAGACUGGUUAAGGCAAGAAUUGGAGGAACAAGACCGACGUGCAAGAGAAGAAUCACUUGCUGAUGAUCUCUUUAGAUAUGAUCCUAACGUGAAAAGAAGAAGAUAAAUUGUGACCUGGAUUUACAGUGUUUCUCUGGCAAAACCUGCUUUCUGUUCCUUAGGUUUCUAGGUUACAGUGUGUAUGAUGUUCCUAUAUAUGACCAUUUGAAUAUCUCUUAUUGUAAGAUGUGUUUUCUAAGUCUUGCUUUUAUUAAAGAAAAAGAAAAGUUCCUUUCACUGCUUAGUACUUACAGAUUGCAGUAUUGUCAAGACCUUCCCAUUAUUCACUUCAGAGUAAUGCUCAGUAAAAUAUUGUAGAUACUUAGGAUUUAAUUUUAGGCUAUUUUUAAUGUUUGGUUAUCAGUACUGUUUUGGGAAAAAACGGAACUUAGCACCAGGCUAUGUUGUUUUUUUUUGUUUUUUUUUUUUUUUUUCAGAAAGGCUUUGUUAAUUAGAUAUUUUCAAGGAUAUGUUAAUAAUUGAAAAUCUAUUGAGGUAGAGAUGCAACUGGUAUUUGAUCAUGAUGUGGUAUGAUAUGGUUGAUACAAUAUGGUCAUGAUAUGAUUCAUAAUGAACCACUUAUCUGUGGUUCAUUAUAUAGAGCAUGUACUAUUGUUAUUGGUGCAGAGUAUCUUGGAACUGAAAAGAACAGCUUCUUUUUCUCUUGCUUAAACAUAUUUUCAUUUACACUUUUAAAUCAGUGUGGAUGAAUGUUCAUUUGUUAAAACCUACUUCCGAGCCAGACAAAGUCUUUAAGAGCUGUUGCACUCCAAUUUGGAAUUUUAAAUUAUAUGAGUAAUUUCUUUUUCUCAUGCCUGUACUUUUUGCAAUCAUUGUGUAAAAAUAUGGCCAUCAAAAUAGUUCACAUAACAGGGAAAGCUAUGAAACAA
Cinclus cinclus is the source of this 3207-nucleotide messenger RNA. RefSeq names its product nibrin (gene NBN). The transcript is spliced from 16 exons. The record is from RefSeq and is a predicted model, not a curated record. Gene Ontology annotation, molecular function: damaged DNA binding; protein binding. NCBI's taxonomy places the organism in Eukaryota, Metazoa, Chordata, Aves, Passeriformes, Cinclidae. Gene Ontology annotation, biological process: mitotic G2 DNA damage checkpoint signaling; double-strand break repair via homologous recombination; telomere maintenance. Gene Ontology annotation, cellular component: Mre11 complex; nucleus. The coding region runs from base 96 to 2384 and encodes 762 amino acids.